GGGAAGGGAAAUGAAAACCCUCUGCCGUCCGUGGUCGGAGCAAAUUCCCCGACAGGCGCUCGCACGGGCUGCCCCUGCUGUCGGAGCGACAACUCCCUGCCGCGGCCAUUGAUUACUCUGAAGCUCGGCUUUAUGGCGCGUCCAUGCUCUCGCUAGCUGCUACAGUACUAGCGUCUGUACAUAUAGCUCCACCGCCCCCCGGCGCAAAAGCGGAUCGAGCAGAGCGACAAGUGUGCGAGCUGGAGUAGAGAGUGGUGACCACCGGAGAGAGGAGCGGGCAGCAAGAAAGAUGGCGGAGGUGGCGAAGAAGGCGCCGCGGAGGGAGGAGGAUCUGGUGGAGGCGGCGCUGGCGGCGGCGGCCGCGGCGCUGCUCGUGUCGGGGGUCAAGAAACUAGCGCCGGCCGUGCUCGUGGCGCCCUGCUGGUCGUGGCUGUGGUGGCCGCUCCCCGCCGCCGCGCCGUCGCCCGUCCUCUUCCUGCUCCUCAACGUCGUCAUCGCCUCCAUCGUCGUCGCCUCCGUGCAGCCGGCCAGGCGCGCAGCCGCGGCCACGAAGGGCGUCGUCGGGGAUGCCGCGCCGGCGCCAGCGGCAGCCGGCGAGGAGGGCGCGAGGAAGCUCAAGAAGAGGAGGAGCAAGAAGCGCGGCGAGGAGUCCGCGGCGCCGGCGCCCGUCGUCGCGGCGGAAGGCUGCUGCAUGGCGCUCGUGGCGAUGAGCGACACGGCGGCCACGGACGAACAGGAAGCGGCAUCCGUCGGCGACGCGGGGGAGGAGGUGGACAGGCGCGCCGAGGAGUUCAUCUCGGCGUUCCGGCACCGCCUCCGGGUCGACUCCUUCUCGUCCCGUCGCCGGGACUCCGAUGCCGCCGAGGCAGGGGCGGCCAUCGCGCCGCGCUGUUGAUCCGAGCUCGCAGCUCGCAAAUCGUGCUGCAGUCGCCAUGUUUUCCUUUAUUGGGUUCAGAUUGCAGACAGUUUCGUUCGCUUUGUUCUGAACCUCUUGCUCUUUUGAUCUGAGCUCUAGCAGUGUAGACUCUAGCUACUAGUAUUUCGACAUCAACUGGAUGAAUCUUGAACAAACUUUUCUUGCUA
Messenger RNA from Lolium perenne, 1083 nucleotides. RefSeq lists its product as uncharacterized. NCBI's taxonomy places the organism in Eukaryota, Viridiplantae, Streptophyta, Magnoliopsida, Poales, Poaceae. The record is from RefSeq and is a predicted model, not a curated record.